Molecule: messenger RNA, 1179 nt
Organism: Cokeromyces recurvatus
Lineage: Eukaryota; Fungi; Mucoromycota; Mucoromycetes; Mucorales; Mucoraceae
Product: acyl-CoA dehydrogenase/oxidase
Exons: 6
Coding region: 1-1179 (392 amino acids)
Cellular component (GO): mitochondrion
Molecular function (GO): flavin adenine dinucleotide binding; acyl-CoA dehydrogenase activity
Source: RefSeq, a predicted model, not a curated record
AUGUUUAAGCUUACUCAACGUCUUGUUCGUUCUCCAACUGCUACUCAUCUUAUCCGUCAAGCUACUAAGCGUAAUUAUGCUGCUUUAACUUUUUCUGUUCCUACUGCACAUGAAGCUCCUACUUCUUUACAAUCCUUUACUGAAGAAGAAUUGAUGCUUAAGGAUACUGUUGCAAGAUUUGCUCGUGAAGUAGUUCAACCUAAAGUUCGUGAUAUGGAUGAAGCUGAAGUGAUGGAUAAAGAUAUCAUUCAAUCUAUGUUUGACAAUGGUUUAAUGGGUCUUGAGACACCUAGUGAAUAUGGUGGCGCAGAAUGUUCAUUUACAGCUGCUAUUUUAACUGUUGAAGAACUUGCUAAAAUUGAUCCUUCUAUUAGUGCUUUAUGUGAUAUUCAUAACACAUUAACCAAUACAGUCAUUCGUAAAUGGGCCUCUCCUGAACUCAAAGAAAAAUACUUGACUCGUCUUGCUACUGAUACUGUAGGUAGUUUCUGUAUCUCUGAGGCAGGUGCUGGUUCUGAUGCCUUUGCUCUUCAAACACGUGCUGAAGAUAAAGGUGAUCAUUAUGUAUUAAAUGGUGGAAAGAUGUGGAUUAGUAACUCUGCUGAAGCUGGUAUCUUUGUUAUCUUUGCUAAUCUCGGUAUUCGAUCUUCUUCUACAUGUGUCUUAAACUUUGAUGAUGUCAAGAUCCCUAAAGAAAAUGUCCUUGGUAAAGUUGGAGAAGGAUAUAAGUACGCGAUUGAUUCGUUAAAUGAAGGAAGAAUUGGUAUUGCUGCACAAAUGAUUGGUUGUGCUCAAGGCGCCUAUGAUAUUGCUUUACCUUAUAUGAUGGAACGUAAACAAUUUGGUCAAGCCAUCGGUUCCUUCCAAGCCAUGCAACAUCAAUUUGCUGAAGUCGCGGUUCAAAUUGAAGCUGCUAAACUCUUGACUUAUAAUGCAGCACGUUUAAAGGAAGAAGGUAAACCGUUUGUGAUGGAAGCUGCUAUGGCUAAAUGGCUUGCUGCUAAGGUGGCUGAAAAGGCAAGUUCUUAUGCCGUUGAAUGGAUGGGUGGUAAUGGCUUUGUACGUGAAACGGGUGUUGAAAAAUUCUAUCGUGAUGCUAAAAUUGGUUCCAUUUAUGAGGGCACAAAUAAUAUUCAACUCCAAACCAUUGCUAAAAUUAUUAGUUCAAAAUAUAAAUAA